AUGGAGCCUCGAGCCCGCGCAGGCCGGCACAAAGGCAAUCUGAACUUCGGUCCUGAACUGUCGGCGCUGCUGUAUGCGUACGGCGCACCUACACACCCUGACAUUCUGAAACCGCUCGGCCCUUCGUCACGACAAUACCUCUCGGCGCCUCCAACUCCCAACACCACCAAUCCGCCCACAUCAUUCAGCCAGCCCUUCCCCGAGACUUUGCGAGUGCUGGACGAGAUCCUGACCGACUUCAUCAUCGAGACGUGCCACAAUGCCGUCAGCGUCGCCACGUACAGCGGACGCGCAAAACUCAAGCUGUCGGACUUUGAAUUCGUGCUACGUCGCGAUAGCAUCAAGCUCGGCCGUGUGCAAGAGAUGUUCAAGAAGAAGCGCGACAUAGACAACAAGAAGAAACUGUUCGACACGAACGAAGGCCGUGAGGGCACCAAAUUGGCUGUCGGCGAUCUCGUCAAUCUCGGCGAGGUCGUCGGUGAAGAGGGAACCGGUAAAGGAAAAGGCAGAGGCAGAGGCAGGAGGAAGAAGAGGGAUAGGGACGACGCCGGUGAUGUCGCGGGCCCCGGUCAAGCCGGUGGAGAGAAUGGCGCGGAUGAUGAUUUGGAUGAGAGGGCGAGCAAGAGACCCAGGAGCGAAGUCGGUUGA
This is a messenger RNA of Capronia epimyces CBS 606.96, 648 nucleotides long. RefSeq lists its product as uncharacterized. Gene Ontology annotation, molecular function: protein heterodimerization activity. The transcript has a single exon. Gene Ontology annotation, biological process: RNA polymerase II preinitiation complex assembly; transcription by RNA polymerase II. Gene Ontology annotation, cellular component: transcription factor TFIID complex. The record is from RefSeq and is a predicted model, not a curated record. Bases 1 to 648 code for a protein of 215 amino acids. Lineage: Eukaryota; Fungi; Ascomycota; Eurotiomycetes; Chaetothyriales; Herpotrichiellaceae.